AAAAAAUACCAAGAUGGCGCGAAAGCUCAAAAGCGAAAUGUGCUGAAGGCAAGAUGUCCUUAUCAAAAUUUGGGCCACGCACCCGUUCACUUCGUCAAUCUCCGUGGAUUGUCAACAGUAUUUGCAGUCCAACACGGAAACACAAGGGUCAAACCAUCGAUGUGAUUAGACAUGUGGAGACAACGGCUGAUGGCAGUAUGGUGCGAGAGGUGGCGGAUGGGGAUGUUAUCAUCCGGGCAGUGUUCUCGGCGGAGGCAGUGGAGAAGUUCAGGAAGGAACAGGAGGAUUCUGACAGCUGCCCAUUAGACUGGAACCAGGCCCUCCUGCUGGUUGUCGAGUACCACACGGAAUUCCGACCCCACAGGAAUCUGGCGCAGUGCGAGUUUGUUCUUCAUAUCAACCUGUUCAGGCUCUGGGAUCUCCAGGAAGGCUUCCAGAGGAAACACAGACUCGUCCACUGCGAGGCAGAUGCGAGAAUACAGAAGAAAACCAAGGAACUAUGGGAAGAAAAACAAAUUGAAUGGCAGAGAGAAGAAGAGCAGAAAAAUUCAAAACCAACAACAUCCCAUUUAUCACAGCAUAACGAGUCGGUGGCCAGUGUUACUCUCACACAGCUACUGGAAGAAAUGGCCAAAGACGAUGCACAUAAAGAAACAACUAACGAAGAAAUGCAUGGGGAAAUGGCUACGCAGGGAACUCAAAACAUGAUGACCAGACAAGGGACGAAAGAAGGGACAACCAGACUGUAUAGACAAGAGGAAACGUCUGAGCAGGAUAAGACGAAGGAAUUGGCGGGACAAGAUAAACAGAAUGACAACACAAGGCAGGGAAGACAGGAGAAAACACCCAGUCUGACAACACAGAACGAGACCUCUGGCAACAGGGAAAUUUCCAAUAACCAGGAUCUGAGGAGACCCUUCAUAAUUGCCGAGCUUUUAAUACCAGAACAUGAGCGACUCAUUUUAGAGGAAAUUGCAGAAUGGAAAGAAGGUUACAUGCCGCCAGAGACGAGUGUGACUGCCAGUUCUGAGGAGGUGGGCUCAAGUGAUAAGAUUGAAAGCUACGUGCGUCACACACUGAUCGAUGAUGUGUCGAGCAUGGAGACGUUGGGUCGGCCAUCACCACCGAAAAAAGGUAUGCAUAUAUCAGAUGAAUCAAUAGGCUGUAAUGAUUUUUCCUGUGUUUUGGAGGGGGAAAAUAGGAUUUCCAAUUUCCAGGAGGCAUCUCCUGGAGGUGGUGCGGGUCAUGGCAGUACACAGCGAGUCGGAAGGUCUGCCACCUCUCCUGAACAGUGUCAUGGUUUCACAAAUUCUACACGGCAAAAUGCCUCCGAAGCAUCGAUUGAAAAUCUGACUGAAAAUGACACGGGACAUAAUGUUGUUAAAACCGUGAACACAAUUCUUGGAUUGACUGACGUGCAACCGGAAAAUAUUCCCUCCCAAACAGAAAAUUCAUGUCAGAAUUUGAAUGAUUCAGGACCAUUUAUAAUGAUGUGUGAUAUUCCGGAGUCACAGGGAUUCAUCCCAUGUGUGUCCCCAGAGAACGGAUCCUCUUCUGAUACAAACAGAGGAAAGGUCGCUAUUUUGGAUGAGACUGUCACACUGACUCAACACAGUAAAUCCUUGGAAGCUUUAGAUGUAGAGGAAGAGAAAAGACUAGAAAAACUGGCCACACCCAGUAAAGGUUUCCCCGGCUGUAAUGUAACGAUACCAGAGAGGACCGAGCAACAAUCAACUACAAAACAACAGGACAGACAUAUCGGGGAUAGUGACGGAGACCGGACAGACGAUGAACUCGUUGCAAUAAAACAUAAAGCGAGGGUCAAAAAAAUACCGAGAGAAGAAACACCGUAUUCUUCUUCCCAAACAGACAGUGAACCCGACAAUCAGGUGAAGAGGCGCCGCCUCACUUUCUCAGUGGCUAAAUUAGGAAGCAGUUCCUCAUCUCCAGGAAGCAAGAGAAAAGGAAAUGUGAUCGGCAAAGACAUUUCUUGCCAACAAAGUCCUGAAAUGAGAAAUCAGACUGAAGAUGUGGUGCAGAAUUCCCCAGAGCCUCAGGUAUUGGAACACGCUGUGUCAGGGCUCAGGGGGAGCAGAUCACAGGGAACUGUGAAAAAGCGCCAUGUGACAGGGAAAACACCAACUGAUAAGGACUCGGUCACUGAGGCUAUCAUCAUUAACAGUAGCCAGGAGAGUAUUUCUUCUGGGGACAGCCCUUCAGUUUUAAAGUCUACAAAGAGAAAAAGAAAACGGGACCUGGACGACUGGACUUGUCAUUCCCUGCCAUCCUAUCAACCACCAAAACUCAGCCAAUCAGAGAGCCCGUCUCUCCAGCCUCAAUCUAGCCUAUCACAGAACCUGUGUUUCCCACUGUCGGACACUACCCUCGCAGACAAGGCCAUGCUGCUUGCCUCACUUACAGACCUGACGGCACCCACAGAAUUAGGACAAAAAUUACUAGCUCUGAAAUUUUCCGACAGGCUUGUAAACCAGAUGGUGGAUUUCUACACACAUGGAUAGUGUGGGAUGUUUAACUAGAAGCCAUAGCAUGGAUUUUGAACUUGAUCUCUGCAGUUUUAAGCAAGGCAAUGUUUAUGGUGCAGUUUUUAAUCAAGCGACAUUUUGUGAUGAAACAUUAAUAUUUGAUACAAAAAAAUAACUUACCUUGAUUAAAGUAGGAAUGAACCACAAACAUUCUACAUACAUGUAUAUGCUUUAAAAUCUAUAUUUUUACCUAACACAAAGUUAAUCUGGUACAUAUGUAUAUAUAUUUAAUACAUUGAAUCUGGAUUGUUAAAUGAGAUAUUAUUUCUGUGAAAAGUUUUGAUAACAUUUUGUUGAAAAUAUUGUUUUUAUAUGUCUGCUUUUGUUUGCGCACACACACACACACACACACACAUGUAUUUUUUAUUAUCUUCCAUUACUGUUGAGUAAGAUUUAAUAGAUUGCAUCCUUUACCAUCAAUCUCACCAACAUAGCUGUCGGUGGGUGUGUUUUGUACUUUUGGCAUUAGUCUGGUUAAAAUCAUGUUAAAACAAUGACAUCAACUUUAAGAGAUAAGAUAUUUUAUUCAACUUCAUUUCUAGAACUAGACUUAAAAAUCACAAAAUUUGAAUUAGUAUUGAUCAUGAUGUUUGUUGCAAAUGAUAUUUUUUUUACAUUUUUUGACAGGAAUUCACUGAAGUGUUUAGUUGGUAUUCAUAGUCACGUGAAUGCCAACUGAAAAUCACAAGUUCCAAAUUUGUUAAAAGUGAAAUUCAUUAUUUACCAUUUUGAAAUAUUUUGAUAUAAUACAAAAUCAGAAGAAUCCAACAAAAUUCAGCUUUUGAUAAAUUUAUUGUUUGAUAAAAAUUAAAAGUAAAGAAAAGAAAACAACCAUCUUAAGUAAAGAAAAGAAAACAACCAUCUUCUAAUGGGAGCAAAUGGUAGCCAAUGCCACACUUAUGUUGUCACAGUUAAUAAUUAUGAUGUCGAAAAUUGGGUCGUGGCAUUCUGAUAUGAGUGCCAUCUGAACUUGGUAAGGAAAUGUAAUGACACUACAUGACAAUAGUAAGAUACUGUGUGUUAACAAUUCAUAUGUCAGACCAGGAUUUAGUUAUCAAACCGAAAUGAAAAUCUAGCAUGUGUAUAAUGCUUUACUCAGCCAAUAGACUUUUGCUACACGAAAAGAGGUUUAACAAGCAAUUUUACUGUAAUUCACCUGUAUUUCAUGGGAUAUUUAUUUAUGCAAAAAUGCACAAUGAGAGUAUACGAUUAAUUCAUAUUUAUAUCACAAUUGUUUAUACAUUUAUACAUACAUAUAUAUACAUGUGUAUACUCAAACAAUGGUAGUAUUUUUACUGUCACACCCGAGGCUCUGGUUGAGAUUUGCCUGUCUGUAUUAUGCAGUCAUCACAGAUUAUUUUUCUCCUUAACAUUUCCUGGUUCAAGAAAGCUAUAUUGUCAAACUAGUGCUACAUGUACCACAUUUGCACACAUGUGCCAAAAUUGAUGCCAUGCAUGCUAUUUUGAUAUUGUUAUUCUGCAUAACCAGACAUUUUAUCCUAUCAUUAAGAGAUGAGUCAUGCGACUAAAAUAAACACAUGUAUCAGGUGUUUUUUUCUAAAUAUAGUGAAAAAUUUAUAUAUUUUUUCAAUGUCUGGAAUGGUUAUUAAACCUGUUUAUUGUAGAAAAACAUGAUUUCUGAAACAGAAAAGUAUCAUAAAUUGUUUUUUUAAUUCAAUUGUUCAGAACCUGGUUGAUGAAAAUGCUGUUUAUGUUAAUUUUAUAAGUACAGUCCAUUGCCUGUCUCAGAUUUUGACAUAUUUUAUAUUACACAUUUGUAUUUAUAAUGAUACUUUGGAAUUCACCAGGGAGGCAUGUUUUGACUUGGUGUAUUGUUGAUGAAUUGUCACUUAACCCUUUCACCCCUAUGCAACUUUAGUAGACUCUCCCAUUCAUUGAUCUGGAUGAGUCCAUUAU
Messenger RNA from Mizuhopecten yessoensis (Yesso scallop), 4460 nucleotides. RefSeq lists its product as uncharacterized. The transcript has 11 exons. Gene Ontology annotation, molecular function: telomeric repeat DNA binding. Gene Ontology annotation, cellular component: chromosome, telomeric region; telomerase holoenzyme complex. The coding region runs from base 54 to 2519 and encodes 821 amino acids. The record is from RefSeq and is a predicted model, not a curated record. Gene Ontology annotation, biological process: telomere maintenance via telomerase. NCBI's taxonomy places the organism in Eukaryota, Metazoa, Mollusca, Bivalvia, Pectinida, Pectinidae.